Purpureocillium lilacinum is the source of this 1044-nucleotide messenger RNA. Its product is annotated as farnesyl pyrophosphate synthetase. NCBI's taxonomy places the organism in Eukaryota, Fungi, Ascomycota, Sordariomycetes, Hypocreales, Ophiocordycipitaceae. Gene Ontology annotation, molecular function: (2E,6E)-farnesyl diphosphate synthase activity; dimethylallyltranstransferase activity. Gene Ontology annotation, cellular component: cytoplasm. The record is from RefSeq and is a predicted model, not a curated record. Gene Ontology annotation, biological process: trans, trans-farnesyl diphosphate biosynthetic process.
AUGGCGCAAAAGACGACCCUCAAGGAGUUCGAGUCGGUGUACCCGAAGCUGGAAGAGGCCAUCCUCGACCAUGCCCGCUCCUACAAGCUGCCCGAGGCUGAGCUCAGCUGGCUCAAGAAGAACCUCGAGGUCAACCCCCUGGGCGGCAAGUGCAACCGCGGCAUGUCCGUCCCCGACUCCGUCUCCCUCCUCCUCGGCAAGCCUCUCGACGAGGAGCAGUACUUCCAGGCCGCGACGCUCGGCUGGAUGACGGAGCUGCUGCAGGCCUUCUUCCUCGUCUCCGACGACAUCAUGGACAGCAGCAUCACGCGCCGCGGCCAGCCCUGCUGGUACCGCCAGGACGGCGUCGGCAUGAUCGCCAUCAACGACGCCUUCAUCCUCGAGUCGGGCAUCUACACCCUGCUCAAGAAGUACUUCCGCUCCCACCCGAGCUACAUCGACCUCGUCGAGCUCUUCCACGAGACCACCUUCCAGACCGAGCUCGGCCAGCUCUGCGACCUGCUCACCGCCCCCGAGGACAAGGUCAACCUCGACAACUUCUCCAUGACCAAGUACCAGUUCAUCGUCAUCUACAAGACGGCCUACUACUCCUUCUACCUCCCCGUCGCCCUCGCCCUGCACCAGCUCGGCCUCGCCUCCCCCAAGAACCUCAAGCAGGCCGAGGACAUCCUCAUCCCCCUCGGCGAGUACUUCCAGAUUCAGGACGACUACCUCGACAACUUUGGCCUCCCCGAGCACAUUGGCAAGAUUGGCACCGACAUCAAGGACAACAAGUGCUCCUGGCUCGUCAACCAGGCCCUCGAGAUUGCCACCCCCGAGCAGCGCAAGAUCCUCGAGGAAAACUACGGCCAAAAGGACGACGCCAAGGAGGCCGUCAUCAAGAAGCUCUUUGACGACAUGAAGCUCAAGGAGCGCUACCACGAGUUUGAGGAGCGCCGCGCCGACGAGAUCCGUGCCAUGAUUGAACGAGUCGACGAGAGCGAGGGCCUCAAGAAGGAGGUGUUUACCGUUUUCCUCAACAAGAUUUACAAGCGCAGCAAGUAA